Messenger RNA from Mercurialis annua (annual mercury), 1240 nucleotides. RefSeq names its product elongin-A. Gene Ontology annotation, cellular component: nucleus; elongin complex. The transcript is spliced from 7 exons. Gene Ontology annotation, biological process: transcription elongation by RNA polymerase II. Lineage: Eukaryota; Viridiplantae; Streptophyta; Magnoliopsida; Malpighiales; Euphorbiaceae. The record is from RefSeq and is a predicted model, not a curated record. The coding region runs from base 255 to 827 and encodes 190 amino acids.
CAGUUGUAAGCUGUUGAUGGUCCCCUGUUGUAUAUCUCACCCAUGGCGUACUUACCCUUCACCUAUAAAAGAUUCAGGUCACGUUAAUAAAUUCUGCGUACGUUAGCAACCACUAAAAUAGAUCCGUAAGAAAUACAACGAAAAGAAAUCAAAAGAUUUCCGAUUAUCCAUCAUCAGAAUCGUCCUGUUCAACGAUUCCGAUCACUUCGCUUAAUCAUAAGGUUGGAUUUGGAAGUGGAGGUGAAGUGAAUAACAUGCAUCCUAUGGAAAACAAGAAAAAAUGUUGGCCUAUUGAGAGGAAAGCGCCUUCACUGGUUGAUCUUUGUGUUAGUGUAGCUAUUAGUAAUGUGAGAUAUUUAGGUGAUGUUGGCGAAACGGAUUUACAUCUUCUCGAUCAGAUUUUACCACAUUGUACAGUGGAUCAGUUGACGCACAUUGAGAAGAGCACACAAGAGCGAGAUCUUAGUCCCGUAACUGAUAAGUUAUGGAAGUCUUUCUAUGAGAAGCAGUUUGGUGAAAGAAACACUAAUUCAGUAACCGAGAAAAUGAGACGGUGUAAAAUUUCCUUCAAGUGGAUAGACCUUUACGGUAGCAAAUUGAAGGAACUUGCUGAAAGAGAGGAUGAAGCAGUUGCUCGACUUCGACAAUCGUACAAAAAAGAAGUCGAUAAAAAACAAAGUAGGCAAAUACGUAUCUGUACAAAGAUUCCACCUUCAAGUAAAAGAAGCUUUUUUGGAGGUAGUGGCCCUGGAUGUAAUCUUUCCAAUGUGAAGAGUAACAUAAUGAAGAAAUCAAAAAUAGACUUUCUGAAGAGGACAAUCAUAUAAAGGCGAGACAUUCGUAAGGAAAGUGGGAAUUUUAUUGCUUAGAAGGGGCUAAGGGAUGUGAUACCGACCUCAUAGUGUCCGACUCCCAGGCGAGCCAUGAAUUGCCCUUGUGAAUUAUAGCUCGCCUAUAGACAAGUCCUCCAAAACUCACCUCGCAAAGUGGUGAGUUCUCCCGGAUGCCUAAUGUAUCGCCUAAAUUAGGUUUCUCCACGAUGGAUCUCAUCUCGUCUAAGACCUUGGGAAAGGCAAUGUGUGCCCUCAUCUGCACGAAAUCUCGAAAAACGGGUUAUUCACGUACAGAGGAACGUGGGACUAAACCACGAUUUGAGAAACAAUACCCUAUCUCCUCAGGGCCUUUAAAUAUCACACUACCGGGUUUGGGAAGGUAUUCGUUUUCUAGCCCUAAAUAUUUA